GGCUAAGUUCAUCCCAGAAAAUAGGUCGCUCAUCAUCAACAACCGGUCCAUGGACUCCAGUAUAAACCCAUCUGAAAUUGUCCUCUUUCAUCUUAAACACACGAGACACAGAAAAUCCCCCCAUUCAUACGUCCGUUCUGGAUAACCAUCUGCUAUCCCACAUGACUAAGAUCCCGCCCGAAGUACCUAUAGCAUUCAAGGCCUCCUAUUCCACAAGCCGUCCUCCCCAUAAACUCCUAACCACCCCGUCAGGAAUGGCUGCCAGCUUGGUUUCUUGUAAACAAACAACUUGGGCACCCCACUUCCUUAAAACCCUCCUCUUGUUUAGAUCAUUGAGACCACGAACAUUCCAUGUAAUGAUUCGUAGCUUCAUUAAAAACCAGAUAAAAUUAUCUCCUUUCCUCCCUUCCUAAUACUUCUACUCCUGGUCCUUCCCCUUUCCAUCACCACUCGUCUAUUCCCGUCGUAGCUGACUUCAGAGACGAGAUUCUUUAUCUCCUAUGCCCCUUUCCAGGACGAUAAAGGUCUCGUGUUUAUAACUUUAAGGUUUGCCGAAAUGAAAACUGAGACAGCAUUUAACCUUUAACUUCAAACGAUCAUAUCUCACUCAUUUUAAAUCCAAAUUGGGUCAAAUUUGAGUCUAACUUCAAGGAUUUUGAGUCAGCUUUCCAAUGAAAUUAAUUUAACUCAAAAAUUCCAAUCGUGGAGAGAGUUAUAACCUUUUUAGUGUGGACUGCUCCAGAAUUAUUUGAAAACAAGGGGGCUAAUUGUGUGUGUCAGAUUUCUAGGAAAUAAAUUAGGAAAUUCAAUUUUUGAAAAUAAAAUCUGAAACUAAUAUUUCAGAUUUUAGUAGUUUCUGUUUCCUGUUUUCUAGCCUAGAGUUUUGCUGAUUUGAUUUGCUGAUUUUGUGGGCUUCCUGAUUUGGUGGCCUUCCUCUACUAUUUAUCUUGUAAUUGUCUCUCUUGAAAAAUAAGAAGAGUGAAUAUUUUUCUUCUUAAAAAAACCUUCAUGGUAUCAGAGCUUUGUGUUUUUUUUCUUUUUUCUUAUGAUGUCGUAUAAGUCGGCGAUGACCGGCGUCCAAGGAAAUCCUACCGUCUCUUCCGGUACUUCCGAAACCAUUCCGCCCAAUCCCACUAUUUCUCCCAUGAAUAUUCCGCCCAAUCCCACACCUGUAUCUGCCGAUUACUAUUCCCAGAAUUUAGCCCUUUAUCUAACGGUUACAAAACUCAAUGGGCAGAAUUAUCUCGAGUGGGCUCAGUCUGUAAAAUUGGCGAUCGAUGGCAGAGGCAAAAUUGGGCAUUUAACUGGCGAAAUAUUGUAACCUGCUGCUGGUGACCCUAAUCUGAAAAAAUGGCAGUCUGAAAAUUCUCUUGUUAUUGCUUGGCUCAUCAAUUCCAUGGAACCUACCAUUGGAAAACCUCACCUAUUUCUUUCCACUGCUCAAGAUGUCUGGGAGGCCGUUCGAGAUCUUUAUUCGGACCUGGAGAAUUCUUCUCAAAUAUUUGAGUUGAAAACUCGAUUCUGGAAAUCCAAACAGAAUGAUCGCGAUGUUACUACUUAUUAUAACGAAUUGGUAACUUUAUGGCAGGAACUUGAUCAGUGUUAUGAUGAUGUUUGGGAGAAUUCGAACGACUACGCUCGCCACAAGAAGAGAGAGGAAAACGACAGGGUUUACAUGUUUUUAGCCGGCCUUAAUCGGAGUUUGGAUGAGGUCCGAGGCCGCAUUCUUGGCAGAAAGCCAUUGCCCUCUAUUCGGGAAGUUUUUUCUGAAGUUAGACGUGAGGAGUUAAGGAGAAAAAUCAUGCUGUGCAACACCGAACAUGGGAGAAAUCUGGAACCUGAGAGCUCUGCUCUUGUGUUAAGAGGUGUUGAUUCUGACAACGACGGGUGCAAGAAAUCGUGGUGCGAGCAUUGCAAAAAACCAUGGCAUACGAAGGAGACGUGUUGGAAGCUUCAUGGUAAACCAGUAAAUUGGAAGCCAAAAUCCAAACGUGACGGUCGCGCCUACCAAGCCACUGCUGAAGAGACUCAGGAGCCUUCUACCAACUCGGAUGCAGUCUCUUUUACCAAGGAGCAAUUAGAGCACCUGUACAAAUUGUUUUCUCCAAAACUGUCCUUAACUCCGUCUUGUUCUUUGGUACAGAAGGGAAUUGGCCACGGGGAGGAUGAUUGGCAGUGCUAAGGAAAAAGAUGGACUCUAUUAUUUUGACGAUGGACCUGACUCGAGUAGACGAUGUCAAAGUACUUCUUUAAAUUCUGUUUUUGUUUCCAAAUAUAAUGAUAUUAUGUUAUGGCAUUAUAGGUUAGGCCAUCCUAGUUUUCAGUAUUUAAAAUAUUUGUUUCCCAAUUUAUUUUGGAAUAAAAGUCCAUCCUCCUUUCAAUGUGAUGUUUGUCAGUUUGCUAAACAUCAUCGUGCAUCUUUUUCCCCCCAACCCUACAAACCAACUACACCAUUUACUGUGAUUCAUAGUGAUAUCUGGGGCCCAUGUAGAACAUCUACGCAUUCUGGAAAAAAAUGGUUUGUGACCUUUAUUGAUGAUCACACGAGAUUAAGUUGGGUUUAUUUGAUGAAGGAAAAAUCUGAAGUGGGAACAAUUUUCAAAAAUUUUUACA
Molecule: messenger RNA, 2613 nt
Organism: Cornus florida
Lineage: Eukaryota; Viridiplantae; Streptophyta; Magnoliopsida; Cornales; Cornaceae
Exons: 2
Coding region: 1397-2182 (261 amino acids)
Source: RefSeq, a predicted model, not a curated record